Molecule: messenger RNA, 2842 nt
Organism: Epinephelus lanceolatus (giant grouper)
Lineage: Eukaryota; Metazoa; Chordata; Actinopteri; Perciformes; Serranidae
Source: RefSeq, a predicted model, not a curated record
AUCGGUACUGCGCGUGCGCAAUGAGAGGAGUCCUUGGCUGGUCGGCCUGCUGUAGGUUACAGAUCCGGUGAGGGGACACAGACAAAAUGCAGAGCUGGACUCAGUUAUACCGCUCCUUGGCCACGCGGAGCCACCACCUUCCCUGCAAACUGCACGGCGCCACAGCUGUGUCCGUCAGAACCUACGCUGACAAAGCAGCAAUCGAUGCAGAUGUCACAGUGGUGGGCUCCGGUCCAGGCGGCUACGUCGCUGCCAUCAAAGCCGCACAGCUUGGCUUCAAGGUAAGCUGCCUUCAGGGCAUAUUGAAUCUCGUCGACCAAAUGUUAAUUGACCAGAAAGGGUCCAUCAGUGGACCGACAGUCCUCAUCAAGAUUGAUGAGGAGACCGUGGUGUCGUCGACAGGAGCUCUGUCCCUGAAGAAAGUUCCAGAGGAGUUGAUUGUGAUCGGAGCCGGAGUCAUUGGAGUGGAGCUGGGGUCAGUGUGGCAGCGUCUGGGCUCUAAAGUCACGGCGGUGGAGUUCCUGGGCCACGUGGGCGGCAUGGGCAUCGACAUGGAGAUUUCUAAGAACUUCCAGCGCAUCUUGCAGAAGCAGGGCCUCAAGUUCAAGCUCAGCACCAAAGUCAUGGGAGCCACCAGGAGGCCCGACGGCAAGAUCGACGUGGCAGUGGAGGCGGCGGCCGGAGGGAAGAAUGAAACUCUGACGUGCGACGUGCUGCUCGUCUGUAUCGGCAGACGACCUUUCACCCAGGACCUGGGUCUGGACUCUGUGGGCAUCGAGCUGGACAACAGGGGCCGCAUCCCCAUCAACAGCCGCUUCCAGACCAAAGUACCCAGUAUCUAUGCGAUCGGUGACGUGGUUGCCGGGCCGAUGUUGGCCCACAAGGCGGAGGAUGAGGGCAUCAUCUGCGUGGAGGGCAUGGCCGGCGGCGCCGUGCACAUCGACUACAACUGCGUUCCCUCCGUCAUCUACACGCACCCCGAGGUGGCCUGGGUGGGCAAGACAGAGGAGCAGCUCAAAGAGGAGGGCGUCCCGUACAAAGUCGGAAAGUUCCCCUUCGCAGCCAACAGCCGAGCCAAGACUAACGCUGACACUGACGGCAUGGUGAAGAUCCUCAGCCACAAGGAGACAGACAGGAUGAUGGGAGCUCACAUCCUCGGAUCUGGCGCUGGAGAGAUGAUUAACGAAGCUGCUUUGGCCAUGGAGUACGGUGCUUCCUGUGAGGACGUCGCCAGAGUCUGCCACGCUCAUCCUACGGUGUCGGAGGCCUUCAGAGAAGCAAACCUGGCCGCCUCCUUCGGCAAAGCCAUCAACUUCUGAUCCGCCGGCCGCUGUCGCACCUUCAGUGUACAUAACGAGGACAAACAGGAAGCUGUGUGUGUCUCUGCGUUGAAACCUUCAUCCACCCCUGCAGGAUCCUCCGUGUACAUCGAAACUCUACCACAUUUAGUUCUAACGUUAUUUAAAUGUUCUCAAUAAAACCAUAAAAAGGGGUUCUGGGCGGUAAAUAAACACUGACUGCACAUCAGUCUUUUGUUUCCCAAACACAUAGUUGAGAAGAUCCCAGAGGAGAAUAUUAUUCACUCAUUUUCAGCACAUAGAGAUAUAAAUAUUAUUUUGGCUGGGGGGGCUGUGCUUUCUCUUGUUGGAGGGAGGAGGGAGUGUUUUUGUUUUUCUGUUUUUUUACAGAAUUUAAAACCACAAAUAUGAUGUGUAACCAGAGCAGGAAACUGAAGAGGCUUUUAUUCACUCUUAAAGUUGCUCCUUGUGGGUCGAAACAUUAAAGUACGUUGAGCUUCAGUCAGCGGAGUCACAGCAGGCGUUUCAACCCUGGAUUAUCAAAAUAUUUAGCGUGAAAAUCAGAAGCAGCGAAGACAUUUUCGAGACAUUGUCGACUUAAUUUAGUAAUUAAAACCUUUUUAAAUUAGAUCAUUUGUUCCCUCAAACCAGUAUUUCUCAACAAGCUGUAUUCAACAAGAUCAGUCCCAUUAAGGUGAGAAAUGACAGCGUGAACAGUUGAAGACUAAGCCGUUCAAAAUUGAAACUUUUUUUUAAGGUGCACUUACUCGCUUGUUUCCCAGAGCCUUCAAACACGCUUCAGUCUUCAUCAACGACACUUAAGUCAUGACAACUGAGCAAAGUCCUUGUGCUGAGAUGUGGUCGACGACUCCGAAGAAGUUAGUAAAUGCACAUUAAGCUUUGAUUCAAAACAUAAAGAUUAAAAAAAUCAAAGUGUAAACUCCUCUAUAGCGAGAGUGUCACAGCAGAGAACUUUAAUUUCCUUGAUGUGGGAAUCAUUUCCUCUGACUGAUUUAUGAAACGCAGCAUUUCCUGUCGACGUUUUAAAGCUUCACUGUGGAGUUUUAGAUCUCCAGUAGCACCCUGGUGUUUUGAUGAGUGGUUUGUGUGAGUCCUUUACAGGUGGCCGUAACAUGCCAAGAGAUGCAGCGAAGAAAGAGACUGCAAGCUGGUUGACAUGACUGUAAACAAUGCAGAGUUUAAGAUACUUAAAAUCUGUGUUUCAUGAGGAAGGAAGUGCACCUAACUCGUUGGACCUGAAGGAUUCACGCUGUGUGUUUUAGUGACACUAAGAAUAUCUUUGGUUAAUGUACAUUUAAACUCCUCAGGUCACCUUAGAGUUGGGCUCCUGCUCAGUGCAGAACCAGGCGUUCAACACGCUCGAACAUUGUGUUGAUUUACCCAUCAAAGACCAAUAGAACUGAAGCUGUUGGUCGUUGCUUGGAUACGGUUUCCUGCUCUGGUUGCUUCACUGUGAUUGGCUCUGGCCUGCUCUUGCUUAUCUCACCAUUUAAACCAAUAAAAGCAGUAUCAGUUGAGUAAGA